AAAAAGGGCGGUCAGUCUCCUCCCCUUCAGUGUGGUUUCCUGUCUCGGUGGGAAGCCUGCAGCAUGGAUGCUUCGGAUCCCUCUCCCUGGUGGCGCUCCGUUACUGACCUGCGGUCCCUGUAAGAUUGGCGGCAUCGAUAUGCGCGGGGGUCCGUUCAGAGGCACAGCUGAGCUCCGGAGGGAGUAUUCAGUGUGCUGGAGCUGGAAGCCGGCGCCUCUGUGGAGGUGCCGUGAAGACUGACGCUGGCUGCCUGGGGGAGGAAGAGGAGGGGCUUCGGCAGUGAGUGCCGGAUAGCGCUCCUGUCGUCAUGUGACCGGCGCAGGCGUCGGGCGGUGAUGUCAUCAGUAUGCGCCCUAUGAGAGGAGCGCGAUUUUCCAGGGGCCGGCGUCCUUUUGCGACUUGGCUGAGCCUGCAUCAUGGAGGAAGACAAGCCAUCUGAAGAGCUUGCGGUCCCUCCUGCUCCGGUACCUCUGAAGGGGUGAGUGGGGUCUCUUAUGACCUAGAUUCCCUUUUUACUAAUUGGGCGUUACUGUUUGUUUUCAGGUUAAGCCUAAGAAAGUGGUGACCAAAAAGAAAAACAGAGAAUGUGCUCUGUGCAAAGUGGGUUUGCCCUCAGAGUGGGAUAAAAAGUUAUGCCAGGCCUGUAUAGACAGAACGGUUGCGGAGGAAUCCCCUUCCUUUUAUAAGUGUCUGCAGGCGUUAGUUCGGUCAGAGGUUAACUCCUCGUUAACUGCCAAAAAGGAUCAGAGGCCGGUCCGUAAAGAGACCCGGCGUAAUCCCAGUGUUUCAGAGGGAGAGGAAGAUUUGCCUUCUUCAGUGAUUGAAUUUUCGGACAUCUCAGAGCAGUCCUCUCCGGAUGAGGAAGAAGGUCAGGGGCGGAGACCAUGUUUUCCUGUAGAAGAUACGGAAAAGCUGUUAAAAGCGGUUCGUUCUACAAUGGGCAUAGAAGAGACCCGAGAGCCCCGUUCCUUUCAGGACAUUAUGUUUGAGGGUUUAGAGGCCAGACAACAUGGUACUUUUCCGGUACACAAAAAUGUAGCCGCAUUGAUUAGAGGCGAGUGGAAGAAACCAAAUAAAAGGGUAUUUAUCUCCAAAAACCUCAAACGCAAAUACCCCUUCAAAGAAGAGGACUCUGCCUCCUGGGAUAGGGCUCCUCGCAUUGACGUAGCCAUCUCCAAGGUCUCUAGGAAGAUGGCCUUGCCGUUUGAGGAUAUGGGUAUAUUAAAAGACCCUCUGGAUAAAAAAGCAGACGCCUUUCUUAAGGGGGCUUGGGAGGCAUCUACCUCAUCAUUUAGGCCCAGUAUAGCCUCCACCUGUACGGCCCGUUCUUUAAGGGUUUGGCUUUCCGAAUUGGAAGUUCAGCUUAAAAACAGAAGUCCCCGUGAGGAGAUACUGGCCUCCCUCCCUACUAUUAAAAAAGCAGCCGAUUUUUUAGCGGACGCAUCUGCUGACUCUGUCAGACUGGCCGCUAAGUCAGCAGCCUUAUCCAACUCUGCUCGGAGAGCUCUAUGGAUAAAGAAUUGGAGUGGCGAUACGGCCUCCAAGACUAAGCUUUGCGGAGUUCCAUGUGAGGGGGAGUAUCUUUUUGGUCCUAGUUUGGACGACCUCCUGGAUAAGGCGGCUGAUAGGAAGAGAAAGUUUCCCGGUUUUCAGAGCUCCUUCCCCAGUAAAAACAGGUUUAGCCGUUCCUUUCGUCCCUUUAAAGAUAACCAGGAACAGGAUAGAAGACCUAGGGAAGACCGGUUUAGGGGUCAGAGAAGGAGCAGAAACUUUUUCUUUAGCCAGUCCUCCUCAGACAAAAAGAAACCUGAUCAGCAAUGA
Messenger RNA from Bufo gargarizans (Asiatic toad), 1822 nucleotides. Its product is annotated as lamina-associated polypeptide 2-like. Bases 938 to 1822 code for a protein of 294 amino acids. The transcript has 2 exons. The record is from RefSeq and is a predicted model, not a curated record. Lineage: Eukaryota; Metazoa; Chordata; Amphibia; Anura; Bufonidae.